Messenger RNA from Hibiscus syriacus, 1961 nucleotides. Its product is annotated as F-box/kelch-repeat protein At3g23880-like. The record is from RefSeq and is a predicted model, not a curated record. Gene Ontology annotation, molecular function: protein binding. Bases 1 to 1305 code for a protein of 434 amino acids. NCBI's taxonomy places the organism in Eukaryota, Viridiplantae, Streptophyta, Magnoliopsida, Malvales, Malvaceae. The transcript has 5 exons.
AUGAAGCAAAUCGAGGCUAUUGGGCAGGGUGUAUUAGUUUAUCUUCGUGGGCAUGAAGGUAAAGGGAUUGGUUUAGGCCACAAGCAUCGUGCUUACAACCUUCAAGAUGAUGGACACGACACAGUUGAGGCCAAUGAAGAGCUUGGAUUACCAGUCGGUUUGGCCAUUUCCGGCAGGGAAGAUGAAAGGGUUGACAAAACUGGAGCCUAUGUACCAGAGAUUUUGGCGUUGGAAAUUCUCUCCAAACUUCCUGUUAAAUCCUUGACACGUUUCAGGUUAGUUUGUAAGGAUUGGUCUUUAUCUUUUCAUACCCCACUUUUCAUUACCAAACAUCAUCAGAACAACCUCAGAAACAACAACCUUAAUCUCCUCCUCAAACGUAGUCAUGGUAGCACCCGUGAUAACAUCUAUUAUUUCUCUCAGCUGUCGACUGAGAAAGACUUUUCGGUAAACCACAACAUUCACUUACCCUUUUUCGAGAAUUAUUUGUAUACUCCUGACGUUUAUGGUCCUUGUAAUGGAUUGUUGUGUUUACGUGAAAAUGAUAGAGUUGCCCUUUGGAACCCAUCAACUAGAGAGUUCAAAACCCUUCCUGAAUACUCAGUCCAACGCCCUCCUAAUCUGUAUUACACUGCUUUUGACCAUUGCUUUGGUUUUGGGUACGAUCCUCAAACUGACGAUUACAAAAUUGUAAGAUUUGUUUUUAAUAAAGUUUUUAAUAAAGUUUUAGAUGAUGAAUAUGAAUCGAAGAUGCAAGUCGAGUUAUAUUCGCUUAAAAGCGAUUCAUGGACGGAAAUUGUAGAACCUGAUGGGCUUCCUUAUGGCGGUGCUGUGUUUAAUACAUACGUAAAUGGGUUUUAUUAUUGGCAGGCACUGGGGGAUUUUGAUAAGCUUGUUCUUGCAUUUGAUAUGGUUAAUGAAAAGUUUUCGACUUUACCUAUGCCUGAAUUUGAUGUGUCUUUAACCCAAUACUAUUGGGAACUUUUGGAGUUCAAUGGAUUGCUUGGUGCUAUUGUUUACCCAAUUAAAGGAACCGAGAAAUCUUUUGAUUUAUGGGUUAUGAAUGGAUGUUGGAGUAAACAAUUUAGUAUUGAAUCUGUACGUGGAGUUGAGAGGCCUUUGUGGUUUUGGAAAAAUGGUGAAUUGUUUCUUGCGAGCUCGGAUCAUGAAUUAAUGAUGUUUGACCCCUCCACACGAGAGCUUAAAAAUCUGGGUAUCCAUGCUUAUGAAGAUCAAUGCAAAUUAUUGCUUAUGUUGAGAGCUUGGUUUCAUUCAGUGGAAGAUCAGAGUAUGAGGAACGUAUAAUACGUGUGCAUCUGUUUUCUUCACCGUAUUUUGCUGUGAAUUGAUUGCAGAUAAUGCUCCAGUGACGAGAAGCUUUAGUGUUGCAUCUGUUUUCUUCGCCGUAUUUUUUGGGAUCCAAUGCCGUUCGUUUAAGCUCGGAUUGUCCUAUAAGAACAGCUGCUGUCCGUUGCCACUCGAAGUCGUUAAUCCCUAGCAGCAGGCGCAACAUCACAGCAAAAUUCUCAAAUCCAACUCGUCUCAGUACAUGUCAUCACACAAACAGUCUUCUCAACAAGAAGUUAUUCGAUUAAAACAACAGUUGAGUGAAUUUGAUAAAAAAAUUACUCAAAUGAAAGCCGAAGCUGAAGCGAAAGAAGCAGCAAGAGAAGUAGAGAGAGCAGCGAUAGAAGCAGAGAGAGAAGCAUAAUUUCAGAGAAAAUAUGAAGAACUUCAACAACAAAUUGAAGCUAUGAGGCAGAUGAUGCAGCAGAAUCUUUAUCGUAGUCGACUACUUCCGGAGACGAUUGAAGCAUUAAUGUAUGCUCAAAAUUGGCUUUGGGCCGAUAUUAAAGGUAGUAGUGAAUUUAAAUUGGAGCGUUCUCAGUUUGAAGAAAUAGAGAAUGAUGAUUGUAAUACUGGAGUAUUAUAUGUCACAAAUAUUGCCAGAAAUUUUAGAA